AUUUGCAAUGCUGCUUGCCAUCUUAAGAGCUACACUUUUCCUACCCUGGUGCCUGGCCCUCCCAGUGCCACCAACCACAGACCUUAAAGGAUGGGAGUUUGUUAAGGAUUAUUUCCAUCGAUUUUUCGUGACCAAGAAGGAGUCACCUCUCCUUACCCAGGGAGAACAAUUACGAUUCCUGCAGCAGUUUUUCCGUCUGAACGUGACAGGCCUACUGGACAAACAGACAUUGGCUGUGCUGCGCCAGCCCCGCUGUGGGGUACCAGACGUGGCUUCCUACUCAGUCUCCCCAGAAAGUCUCAAAUGGAAUGAGCAAAUUCUGACCUAUAGGAUUAUCAACUACCCAUAUGGCUUGAAGAGAUCCACAGUGAAAAGUAUCAUGCGGGCAGCAGUUUCCAUCUGGAGCAGUGUGACUCCCUUGGUCUUUGAGGAAGUGGAGAAUCAAGAUGCAAACAUCAAGAUGUCUUUCUGGGCUUUGGGAUUCUGUAUCUAG
Molecule: messenger RNA, 493 nt
Organism: Echinops telfairi (small Madagascar hedgehog)
Lineage: Eukaryota; Metazoa; Chordata; Mammalia; Afrosoricida; Tenrecidae
Gene: MMP26
Product: matrix metallopeptidase 26
Exons: 4
Coding region: 8-493 (161 amino acids)
Biological process (GO): collagen catabolic process; proteolysis; extracellular matrix organization
Cellular component (GO): extracellular matrix
Molecular function (GO): zinc ion binding; metalloendopeptidase activity
Source: RefSeq, a predicted model, not a curated record